AUGGUUGGAGCUGGUGUCUUGAGCCUUCCAUCUGCCAUGGCAAGUCUCGGAUGGGGACCAGGAGUGGUGAUUCUGAUCUUAUCAUGGUUAAUAACUCUAAACACUCUAUGGCAGAUGGUUGAGAUGCAUGAAAUGGUGCCUGGAAAAAGGUUUGACACAUACCAUGAAUUAGGGCAAGAAGCAUUUGGAGAAAAGCUAAGACUUUGGAUUGUGGUGCCACAACAGUUGAUAUGUGAAGUUGGUGUGGACAUUGUUUAUAUGCUGCUACCAAAGAAAAUCCCUGCAAAUUCACAAUUCAAUAUAUCAGAAUGA
Messenger RNA from Lathyrus sativus (Indian pea), 312 nucleotides. NCBI's taxonomy places the organism in Eukaryota, Viridiplantae, Streptophyta, Magnoliopsida, Fabales, Fabaceae. The record is from the annotation of a GenBank genome assembly.